This is a messenger RNA of Rubroshorea leprosula, 1325 nucleotides long. Lineage: Eukaryota; Viridiplantae; Streptophyta; Magnoliopsida; Malvales; Dipterocarpaceae. The record is from the annotation of a GenBank genome assembly.
GUGACUAACCUGCCUGCAUUCCACAAGGUGUUAGUUUUUGUCUGUGUAAAAUCAGUUCCAGUCCCAUAUGUUUCACCAGAAGAACGCUUCCUUAUUGGUCGGAUUUGCCCAAGGCCAUAUCUUAUGUAUAGGUGCAUAGUCAGAUAUGGGUACAAGGAUAUUCAGAAGGAUGAUGGCGACUUUGAGAACCAACUCAUACAAAGCAUAGCAGAGUUCAUCCAGAUGGAAGCAGGAGAGCCUCAAUUCUCUGGUUCUGAGAGUUCCUCGUAUGAUGGGAGGAUGGCUGUUAUAAGCACCAGAAGCAUCCAAUCAAACUCGAGCUUAGUGAUUUCAGAGGUUGAAGAUUUUAGUGUUGGCAACUCCAUCCGAAGCAGCAAGUCUUUAACACUACAGAGUUUGCGUUCUGCAUAUGAUGAUGAGAAUGCACAGGUUAGGAGGCGGCAGGGUAAGAUCUCAGUUACCACCGAACCCUGGUAUGGAUCCAUUGGUAAGGGAGGAGCUGAUGGAUUUGAUUCAGGAAAAGGAAGCAGGGGUUGCGUACAUAAUGGGUCAUUCAUACGUGAAGGCAAGAAGAUCAUCGUCAUUUUUGAAAAAGCUUGUGAUUGACAUUGGGUAUUCAUUUCUUCGGAAGAACUGCAGGGGGCCUGCUGUGGCACUAAACAUCCCUCACAUCAGUCUCAUUGAAGUUGGAAUGAUAUACCAUGUUUAGUGGUUCUGAGUUUUCGUUCAAGGAACAUUAUCUAUUUUUGUAGAUAAUGACUGGCCCAAGGCUUUUGGAUAAGGGCCUUAGUACCUUGCUGUUUUUCCUAUUGUUCUAGUUCUAUUGAAGAAGGUAAUGCAGGUGAACUAGCUUGCAGUUAUCUCAUUUUGAAGUAGCUUUUUUCUUCCCCUUUUUUGAUUACCCGGCAUGUUCUCUAUAUAUCUUUCUGUGUUUUUGGUUGGCAAGAGGUAGAGUUUUUUUUUUUAUUUUUUUUUUAACAAAAAGAAAUGAUUAGAUUAUGUGUUAGUAUUUGUUGUUUUGUAAGAGGGUCGAACUUUAAAAUUGGGUGUAUUUCACCUGCUACCCAAUAAAAAAUGUAAUCACCACUUAACCACACAGGGAUUGGGCAAGAGGUAGAUUCUUAUUUGAAGAAAGUGAAAUGAAAUAUAGGAUGUACAGGGUCUUACCGUUUAUUUUACGUUAAUGAUACAAAUGUCUACGUGGAAUGGAAAUCAUGUGGUUCAAAAACAUUGCAGCACAGCCUGGUAGUUGUGGAAAAUAAAUGUAAUGUGGUGGCAUGAAUUUAUGAUGUUUGAAGCAGAGUUAGGCAGAAUUUCAUUGAUUC